Physeter macrocephalus (sperm whale) is the source of this 9351-nucleotide messenger RNA. RefSeq names its product NAD synthetase 1 (gene NADSYN1). The transcript has 22 exons. The record is from RefSeq and is a predicted model, not a curated record. Gene Ontology annotation, biological process: NAD+ biosynthetic process. Gene Ontology annotation, molecular function: ATP binding; glutaminase activity; NAD+ synthase (glutamine-hydrolyzing) activity. Lineage: Eukaryota; Metazoa; Chordata; Mammalia; Artiodactyla; Physeteridae. Gene Ontology annotation, cellular component: cytoplasm. The coding region runs from base 81 to 2270 and encodes 729 amino acids.
CAGGAUGAUAUACUACCCAGAUGUCGUAUCUUCAUGCAUCAUAGCAGGAGGCAACACGAUGUCACUUUGUCCCUUUGUUGAUGGCGACUGCAGCCAGGAUGGGCCGGAAGGUGACCGUGGCCACCUGCGCGCUCAACCAGUGGGCCCUGGACUUCGAGGGCAAUUUGCAAAGGAUUUUAAAGAGUAUUGAAAUUGCCAAACACAAAGGAGCAAGAUACAGGCUUGGACCAGAACUGGAAAUAUGUGGCUACGGAUGUUGGGAUCAUUAUUACGAGUCGGACACGCUCCUGCAUUCGCUCCAGGUCCUGGCUGCCCUUUUGGAAUCUCCAGUCACUCAGGAUAUCAUCUGUGAUGUGGGAAUGCCCAUAAUGCACCGAAACGUCCGCUACAACUGCAGGGUGAUAUUUCUCAACGGGAAGAUCCUGCUCAUCAGACCCAAAAUGGCCUUGGCCAAUGAAGGCAACUACCGAGAGCUGCGCUGGUUUACCCCGUGGUCCAGGAGUCGGCAAACAGAGGAAUAUUUUCUCCCCCGGAUGAUACAGGACCUGACAGAGCAGGAAUCCGUGCCCUUUGGGGAUGCUGUCCUCUCCACCCGGGACACGUGCAUCGGGAGUGAGGUCUGCGAGGAGCUCUGGACACCCCACAGCCCACACGUGGACAUGGGCCUGGACGGCGUGGAGAUCUUCACCAAUGCCUCAGGCAGCCACCACGUGCUGCGCAAAGCCCACGCCAGGGUGGACCUGGUGACCACGGCCACCACCAAGAACGGCGGGAUUUACUUGCUGGCCAAUCAGAAGGGCUGUGACGGGGACCGGCUGUACUACGACGGCUGUGCCCUGAUUGCCAUGAAUGGCGGCAUCUUUGCCCAGGGAUCCCAGUUCUCUCUGGACGACGUGGAAGUCCUCACCGCCACGUUGGAUUUGGAGGACGUCAGAAGCUACAGGGCAGAGAUUUCAUCUCGAAACCUGGCGUCAUCCCAGGGGCCUGUACGGGUACCAGCGCUGAGGGCUUGUCCUUCCCAGGCCAGCAGGGUGAGCCCCUACCCCCGCGUGAAGGUGGACUUCGCCCUGUCCCGCGACGAGGACCUGCUGGAGCCGCUCUCUGAGCCCGUUGAGUGGAAAUACCACAGUCCCGCCGAGGAGAUCAGCCUCGGACCUGCGUGCUGGCUCUGGGAUUUUCUAAGACGUAGCCAACAGGCGGGGUUCUUCCUGCCCCUGAGCGGCGGGGUGGACAGCGGGGCCACCGCCUGUCUCGUCUACUCCAUGUGCCACCAGGUCUGCGAGGCUGUGAAGCACGGAAGUCAGGAAGUGCUGGCCGACGUCCGGACCAUUGUGAACCAGACCAGCUACACCCCCCAGGACCCCCGGGAGCUCUGCAGCCGCAUCCUGACCACCUGCUACAUGGCCAGCGAGAACUCCUCCCGGGAGACGUGCAACAGAGCCGGAGAUCUCGCGCAGCAGAUCGGAAGCCACCACAUCGGUCUCAACAUCGACCCGGCCGUGAAGGCCAUCAUGGGUAUCUUCAGCCUGGUGACGGGUAAAAGCCCUGCGUUUUCAGCUCACGGAGGAAGCAGCCGGGAGAGCCUGGCCCUGCAGAACGUACAGGCGCGGGUGAGGAUGGUCAUUGCCUACCUCUUCGCUCAGCUGAGCCUCUGGUCCCGGGGCGCCCCAGGCAGACUUCUCGUGCUUGGAUCUGCCAACGUGGAUGAGAGCCUCCUCGGCUACCUGACCAAGUACGACUGCUCCAGCGCAGACAUCAACCCCAUUGGCGGGGUCAGCAAGACGGACCUGAGAGCCUUCGUCCAGCUCUGCAUGGAGCGCUUCCGGCUUCCCGCCCUGCAGAGCAUCCUGGUAGCGCCGGCCACGGCCGAGCUGGAGCCCUUGGCCCACGGACGGGUGUCCCAGACGGACGAGGAAGACAUGGGAGUGACCUACGCGGAGCUGUCGGUCUACGGGAGGCUCCGGAAGAUCGCCAAGAUGGGGCCCUACAGCAUGUUCUGCAAACUCCUCUACGUGUGGAAGGACGUCUGCACCCCCAGACAGGUGGCCGACAAAGUGAAGCGGUUCUUCUCGAAGUAUUCCGUGAAUAGACACAAAAUGACCACACUGACCCCCGCGUAUCACGCCGAGAGCUACAGCCCAGACGACAACAGGUUCGAUCUGCGGCCGUUUCUGUACAACACCCGCUGGCCUUGGCAGUUCCGCUGCAUAGAAACUCAGGUUCUGCAGCUGGAGAGAAGACAGCGUCAGGACCUGGACGGCGUGGACUGAGCCCGGGCCCUGCGCAGCGGGCUCCCCUCCCGCGAGGAUGCGUGUGCUGCGUCUGCCUUGCUGGUGAACGGGAGCGGGGGUGGCCGGCGUGUCGACAAGCCCCGUCUGACGUAUUUCAAGGACAGGGAUCUUUUCGGUCUAGUUUCUUUAAAAAAGGCUGAAAUACAAGAGGAUGCGAUUUUAAGCCUUCUUUUUUUUUUUUUAAAUUAAUUUUUAUUGGCGUAGAGUUGAUUUACAAUGUUCUGUUAGUUUCUGCAGUACGGCAAAGUGAAUCAGCUCUACGUAUACAUAUAUCCGCUCUCUUUUAGAUUCUUUUCCCAUAUAGGGCAUUGCAGAGUCUGAGUAGCGUUCCCUGUGCUGUGCAGCAGGUAUUGGGAUGGACGUACACAAACUACUAUAUAUAAACCCUCUUCUUGAAGCCAGCGCUUUCCCCAGCCCCUCUGGCCCUUGUGCAACAUCUCCUGAGUGUCACCUGAGCUGAAGGAGGAUCUUCCAGGCGGGGAUGGGGGAGGCCCUGGGGGGUGGAGGGUGGUUCUAGAAUGACUGUCCCCACCCGUCACCCACCCUUGCAGUCUUUGCAGUUUUGCAAAGCAGCCCGUUCUCCUUUUCUUCCUCUGUCCUUGUGUAUGAUUCUUCUCACUAUAAACUGGCCCAUUUCCCUGAUUUCUGUUGCCUGGUCGCCGUCAUUGUCAUUCCGAGGACCUAAACCUGCAGCGAUGUAGAUUGGCCUCCAUCCUGUGCCACCAGGGAAGGCUUCACACGCUCUCGGGGCAGGCUGCGCGGUCACCAUCCCUGCCCCCCCGCCAUGUGCUGCCCUAAGGAAAGACCCCCCCCGGAGGGCCAGCUGCCUGCCGUCCUUGCCAGCCUCCUCCUCCCAUUUCGGUCUCACCCUCCCGGGUCAGCACCCAGGUUAAGUGGGACGAUGCCAGCGUGGGCGAGAGGAGAGAGCUGGGCUCUGGUUGCGGGCCUUGCGGAAGGUCCAGCCCUGGGGCCGAGCAGCGCAGCUCGGCCCCCCCGUUCUGCUGCAACACCAGGAAUUCCUAAGAACCCCCAGGAAUAUUUACAAACUGCAUCAGCUUGGACUUCCUGCGUGAGUGUUACCAAAAGCCUUACCCAAGAAAAGAACCUGGUGAACAAGGAAAGGAACUUAUUGAUUGACGUGCUGAGCAGUCCGGGGGAGUGACAGCUUCAGGCCUGGCUGGACCCAGGGUUUGUGCCAUGUCAUUGGAACUUGUUUCUCUCUUCACCUGACCCUGUCUCUGUGUGCUGGCUUCCUCUUGUCACUCCAGUCUUGCAGACUCCCCAGUUCAGAUCCAGCAGGAGAUUAGCACAUGUGCCUUCCCGGUUUCUUCAGUACAGGCCCUGGAUUAGCUCAGUCGGGUCAUAUGCCCAUUUCUGAACCAGUUAGCUACUCUGCCCCGAGAUCCUCCAAAGAGGACCCCGGGGUGUUCUCAGAGUUAGGAAAAAUAGAUGGUGAGUUCUCCAAACAGGAACGGCCACUGCACACACCCUCAGGCCCUGGCCCGGGCCCAGGCUCUGGACGAUGGCUCCUUGGAUCUAAGUCCACGUUUCCUGGCAAUGCUACUGCAGGCCCUGGGCCUGCAAAGCACAUGCACAGACCUUUCCUCAACUUCCCACAGUGACAGCAACACCCAGGGACGUAUUAAUAAGACUCCAGGCUUGGGCCGAGGGAAGGGAACAAGGGCGCACUGCCCUCUUUCCCCGAAGGCUGCCGCCAUCUUUGUAUCUCCCACCCCCGGAAUCCAGAACCCCUCCCGCAGGCUCGGGGACAGAAUAACCCCUUCUCCCUCACCCCACCGAGGGCCACUUUUCUGUGAUGUAAAGUCACUCGACAUAAAGACAACCUUUUACACCACGAUGCGAAGCCACGUACGUCCUGCUUACCGUCUCCGACUCCUCUUCCAGAAGAGAGUCUUGGCCUUGUGGACCCAAAUCCCAGUGCUACGGUCCGAAUGUUUGCAUCCCCCCGCAAAUUCAUAUGGGAAAUCCUAAGCCCCCCAUGCGAUGGUGUCAGGGGGUGUGGCCUCUGGGAGGUCAUGAGGGCCUGGGGGUGGAGCCCCACGAAUGGGAUCGCUGUCCUUGUAAUAGAGGCCCCAGGCAGCCCCUGGCCCCUGUGCCACGUGAGGACCAAGCGAGAAGUCUCUGACCCAACCCAGAAGAGGCCCCUCCCCCGACCCUGCCCACAGCUGGUCUUGACUUCCAGCCUCCAGGGCUGUGAGCAGUGCUCUUUUGUUUAUGUGUCACCAGGUCUGUGGCAUCGGUAUUUUGUUACAACAGCCGGCACGUACGUAUUAAGACCCCCGUGAAGGUGUUUCUCCUAAACCAAAGGAAAAGUUUACGCUUCAAGGAGAAUUCAGUCCUUCACCUUCGGGAGAACCUGGAAAGAAAACAAAACAGCAGUAAAAGCUAUUUUUCGAGCCGAUGUGGCCCAGGUACGCUGAUGAGUAUUUCCCUAACUUGAGGACAGUUUUGAGGACGGCCGGUGAGUGGAUGGGUGCAUCCCGUGCGGGCAGCCCUCCCUGACCCUGUGGGUCUCAUCCCAGCGUUUGGCCCUCGUGGGUGGUGGCACGGAUGAGCUCAAGAGGACGUGGCCGUGGGUUCUGCAGCCGAGGGGUGACAGCUCACACAGUGCCGUCACCUUCUGGGCUGGCUGUCACCCAGGGUGACGGCCAGGCCCCUCGGUGCAGGUGUCGGCACCCCACGGGUGUCCCCCGGGGGGGACGUGCACCUUGCUGACACCCUGGGGAGGAGACAUCCUCCUGUCUGCCGCCCCCCUCCCCAGCCACGCACACCCUCCUGAGGCCGCGGCUCCUGCACCACGCGUGCUGGGAGUGGGGUGGAGGGUUUCUGCUCCAGGGAAGGGAGAUGGAGGGAGCGUGGGUACUGAGGAAGGCCAGUCGUGGGGUCAGCGGCGGGUCCUGAACAUCGUCCUGCAAGAGCCUCCUGCACUCAGGGACCCCGGGACCCUGGUGGCCGGUCAUCCAGGUAUAGCGUAGGGUCCCCCCCAGUUAAAAGAUAGUCACCAGAGCUUGGCUAAUGAGGAGCUAUGGGUUCCUGUCUGCAGCCCCAGCUCGUCGUGUGGGGUCCUGGCUCUUUUCUGAGACCCAAACGUAGACAAGCCCGCCCACCCCAGCUCCUGGAGCGGGCGGUGAAGCCUCAUGUCAAACCCAGAGCUAACUCGGAAUCUCCUGGGGUCGCUCCUGAGAGCAGACACUCACCAGUACCUUCUUCUCGGCUGGACGGUCGUACAAGCUUUGGCUGAAACAUUUCACUCAACAAUCAAAGCAGCCUGGGGGACCGCACGGAGACGUGAGUGUCACCGCAGCAUGAGCUACUGACGCAGCCAGACCCGCACCCAACUGGACGUUGCCCACCCCAGACAGCACUGGUCAACAAAUCUUUAUUUCGCUGGAAUUCUAAAGACAAAAGGAGAGAGUUUUUGAGAGAGCUAGUACAUCCCACGAGGUCAUUCCAUUAAAAGUCAAGGAAGAAAAAAAAUAAAACACCGUAUUCAGACCCUGGAACAUGCCGGAAGAAUGGGCGAAGGACAAGGGUGCGUCAUUUCCAAGGACCAGUCUACAUCCGAAAGGAAUUUAGCAGCGUUUGUUAUCCAAGACUGAAACCGAGCAGAAUUUUGACAGUAAGUCGGAGGUUAAAAUCGACUUUCUAAGGUUAGUGAGUGAGACUUCACAGACUUUCUGAAGGAUAAUUUAACAGGUUUCAAAGGCUCAAAUGUGUGCAUUUGGUUUCACAUACACACACACACACACAAUUCUGCUUCUGGCUAUUCUCGUUUUUCACAAAGAGGAGGCUGGGAAGGGAACUAUCUGGGGGUGCUGACUUGGGGAGCUCUGUCCCGCUGGCAGCGAGGCGGCAUAGCUACCACCAGGAGAUGGUACGGACCAUGCCCCAGGGACACGGAUCCACUGGGAGGCCCCCAUCCUUCCGAGGUCCACCCUCUCCACCUUGCCAGUCAGGGGCACCUUCCCAUCCUCACCAUCCUCUGUUUCCUCACCCAGGGCUCUUCGGAGGACCCCCUUGAGGGGCCCCCUUAGCCGCUGUCUCUGAAGGCCCCCAGUGAAAAAGUAAAUAGCAGGGUUAGCCGUGCUGUUGAUGCAGGAAAGGAGGAUGCAGACGUCGCUGAGAGUGUGAUUUUUCCUGUCAGCCACGAGCAACCUGAUGAUGCAGAGCGGCAGGCCAAAGAGAAAGAAGCGCAGGGCCGAGAGCAGAGGACCAGGGAGAGCUUUGGGGGCCGGUGUUGCUGGGCACUCGCCUGGGCUCGGAGGGGCAACAGCAGGCCGGACACGCCCAGGAUGGAGAACGGGAGGAAGACCCACGUGGUGGUGGCGGUCAUAAGUGCGGGACAGAACUUUGUCCUUGGGAUGAAUAACUGACCACAGGCAUGACCUCUCAGUACAUUAACCAAAAAGAUCGGAAUCCAGAGCAGGGCGCUCACGUUGCCUGACAGGCGCUUGGGGCAAUGUCACCGGAACCAAAUAGGGAAGAAGGAGGACAGACAGCGCUGGAAGCUGAUGGCGGUCAUGAUGCCCAGGCCAGUGAAGUAGAAGAAGAGCCUCAGGACCAUGAAGGUGUCAUGCAGGUGAAAGGGAUACCGAAGGAAAAGCUUCAGGAUUUGGCGGACAGAGAAUACAGUCUGGAAACAAAGGUUCAUGGAAUCCUCAACGGCCAGAUUGAGGCUGUAGGUGAAGAAGGCAUUUUUCUUGGCGGACAGAUGGACAAACCAGAUUACUAUUCCAUUUCCCACCAACCCACAAAGGGCCACAACCACAGUGAUGGACCAGAAGAUCAUGUGGUCAGUGUUCUCUGACCUUGGAGCCAGCGCUGUGGCAUCAGUGCUGGAAUGAUUGCGUGUCUUGCAGUACUGGUCCAUGGUGAGGAGAUCCGAGCUCAGCAGGACUCUGCUGGGUUCCUCUGAUCUGUGAUUCCUGGCACUCCUGGGGUGGGUGGGGGCAGUCAGAGAUGGAAAUACAGAACCUCAGGCAAGUAAGGUGGGCUCUUGUUCCUCCCCACUCUCCCUGUCUCUCUCUUCUCUUCGCUCUCCUCCUCCUUCUCUCCUUGCCCCCCUUCUUCCCUCAGUUUGUCUCUUUCUCUUCCCCUUCCUUCUACUUCCCACCCCCAAGCCCGGCCACAGAUGAACCAAGUACAGGUCCUUACUGUGGUUCUUGCCUCUCCCUAGAGGAUGAGAUAAGAGCUCAGCUUCAUCCUCAUGAGCUGGGCCCCUUGGGCAUCAGUACAGCUCGUUCAUUCAUCUCUGUACUCAACACGCUGAUUUGCUGGAUGUCCCCUCCAGCUUAGGAGCUGAGCAGAGCACAGGGUGGGGGAAGUUGGGGAGACCUGGUUUCUGCCCCCAAGGAACCCAGGGGAACAACCACUUACAGGACGGUGCGACUGGAGCUCUAGUACUCGGGGGAGUUGACCCUUGAAGACAUGGUAGACGUUACCAAGAAAGAUGAUACCCAAUGCGGAGAAACCACUUGAAGAAGGACCAGAGUCUUGGGGGAGCUUGUCCACUCAGGGUAGACCUCUUAGUAUGGUUAGGACCUGAAGAGCAGUUUGGGAUACAGGGGAGAGGACAUGGAUGAUGUAAAGGGGGGUGGAGGCAUCUGGUCUUCCUCCUUACUUAGGUCCAGGUGGCAGCCCAGAUGCACUGAUAUCUGUAGGGCGAGCUGUGCCUGAGUCCCUAGGAUAUCUCAUCUACUCCAUCUGCUUCAAUACCAUCCUGUGCUCAUGACUCAGAAAAGCGGGUCAGCCGCCUGAAGGUGCUCUGUGGGCUCCUAGGGCUGUGGGUUCUAAUGUCUCAGUGGCUGUGGGACAGAAGGAUGGCUCCUCUCAAAGACACCCGUGUCCUAAUCCCCAGAGUCUAUGACGAUUGAGAUAGGAGAGAGGGGAUGAAGGUGGCACAUGGAAUUAAGGCUGCUAUAACCAGCUGAACUUAAAAUAGGCAGAUUAUCCUGGGUCACUCAGGUGGGCCCCACAUGUAAUCACAAGGGUCCUUAUAAAAAGGCAGAGGAGGAGAGUCAGAGAAGGAGAUGUGAAGAGGGAAGCAGGGGAGGGGUGAUGUGAUGGUUGGCUUUGAAGAGCACAGUAGAGGCCACCGUCCAAGGAUGCAGGCCCCUCCAGAAGUUGAAAAAUGACCAGGGAACAGCUUCUCCCUUGAAGCCCUGGGAAGGAAUGUAGCCCUGUCCGCACCUUGAUUUUAGCCCAGUGAGACCCAUCUUGGGUUUUGAACCUCCAUAACUGUAAGGUCAUAAAUUUGUGGUGAUUUGCUACAGCAGCCGGAGGAAACUGUUACAUAAGGUCGCCCGUUCCGUGGUUGGGCUCAGGUUCCGUGAGGUCCUUUCUGCCCUUUGGGUUUCACACUUCUUCCCUUUCUCAUCCCUUGUUUCCAGCUUCCCCUUGUCUUUUACUCAGACCAAUUCAGCUCUUCUCCUUUUCUCAUCCCCCGGAUGCUGACGUUUUCCAGGUCACGUUUCUCGGCAUUCUGUUCUGUUGUAGUUAAACGACGCCCUUGAAUCUGAUCUCACCCAUUCACAUGGCGUUCUGUGCACCACUCGGUUCCCAAACACACCUCUUCGGCCUCCGUCUCUCUUCAGCCCUGACUUGCUCAUCAAACUGCCGACUAAUAACACCACGUAUGACACCACCCCCCAAACGUGUGCUCUCCACUGCGCUUCCUUAUUCCUACAAAGUACAUUGCCGCACAAAACCCAGUGCCCUAGAUAUGAAAUGUGGAAUCACUGCAGGGCCUCAGGGGCACUCUGGGGUCAGGCUGUUUGGGUUGGAUUCCUGCGCCUCCCACUGAUUAAUGAGUGCCUUUGUGUGAUGUACUCGGUCUGUGUACUCUAUAUAGUAGAUGCACGCUACUGUAUAUAAAAUAGAUGAACAACAAGGACCUACUGUAUAGCAUAGGGAACUAUACCCAGGGAACUAAUUAUCCAAGAUUAAUAAUUAUAGGUUAUUAAUCUUGUAAUAACCUAUAAUGGAAAAGAAUCUGAAAAAGAAUAUAUAUACAUAUGUAUAACUGAAUCACUUUGCUGUA